Oxyura jamaicensis (ruddy duck) is the source of this 2379-nucleotide messenger RNA. RefSeq names its product claudin-15-like. Bases 193 to 1038 code for a protein of 281 amino acids. Gene Ontology annotation, molecular function: structural molecule activity. NCBI's taxonomy places the organism in Eukaryota, Metazoa, Chordata, Aves, Anseriformes, Anatidae. The record is from RefSeq and is a predicted model, not a curated record. Gene Ontology annotation, biological process: cell adhesion; bicellular tight junction assembly. The transcript has 7 exons. Gene Ontology annotation, cellular component: plasma membrane; bicellular tight junction.
UCCUUGAUUUUUAGAAUGGGGGGAAAGGUCCUAAAGAGUACAAAACUUACCCUUCUGUUUGAUCAAACUGAUCCUCACAAAGUGCUGACAUUACUGUCUGGCAGGAAAUGAUAGAGGUUAGAAACAUAUCAUAAACGUUUAUAAUAUCAGAAAUUCUGGGAGGCUACCCUGAAAACAACUUCUGUCAGAGGAAUGGCAUCAUCUUUACAAACAUGUGCAUUGCUGCUGGCUUUAACAGGAUUCAUCCUUUUACUUGUCACUACCAUGUCCAACAGAUGGCAAAUUUCUGACACUACAGCAGUGCUAGCUCCUGCAGAAAGGAUUUCUGAAGGUCUUUGGAUGGACUGCACAGUUACUGAUUUUGGAUCAACGCAGUGCAAGAAGUUUCUCUACAUGUUGAGUUCGGAUAGAUGGGCAAUUAUUGGAGCUACUUUGCCGCAUAAUUAUUGGAAAGUCUCCAGUAUACAUGGCAGUGUGAUCACAACAUCUACAUUGUAUGAAAACCUCUGGAGGAGCUGUGCAGAAGACAGCACUGGAGUAUCCAACUGCAGGGUAUUUGACUCUAUGUUUGCUCUGCCUGUCCACAUUCAGGCAUGCCGUGCCUUGAUGAUUGUUUCCAUCCUUUUGGGAUUUAUAGCUGCAGUGCUCUCGCUUCUUGGUUUAAAAUGCACAAACAUUGGGCUAAGUGAUGAAGAUGGAAAAAUGAAGUUUGCUGUCACAGGAGGAUUUCUCUUUAUUUUAGGAGGUCUCUCUUCGAUGGUGGCUGUUUCUUGGUAUGCUGCAAUGAUUACUGCUCAGUUUUUUGACCCACUGUACGCUGGAACCAAAUAUGAACUGGGAGAUGCUCUGUACUUAGGCUGGGCUGGAUCUAUUCUUUAUAUGCUUGGUGGUAUCUUCCUAACCUGCUCAUGCAAAGGGAAGAAAAAAAUGGAAUACAGUGCCAGCAAAUACAGAUACUCAGCAGGCCAGCCAGCCCUUCAGCAGCAAAUUUACACCAAAAACUCUGAGACAAUCACAAGUGCCAAAGAGUAUGUCUAAACUGCUAUUUUUACAUCACUUGUAAUGUUAGUAGGUUAUGAAUUUAAAUUAGCAAAGUGAACUACUUCCAGUGUUUCAGUUCCAAGUUGCUAUCUUUCAUCUUAAUUUGGAGAUGAUUUACAUCUGAGCACCUCCUCCUGGAAAUGGUUUUAAAGUGGAAAUAGGUUUCUACAGAGAAUGAAAUCCUGCAGCAUGAAGAUUGUCUGUGUGCUGAGAAGCCUGGUCAAAUUGAAUCACAGAGUGUGGUACAUCCUGAUAAUCAAGACCAACUUUUUCUAUUUCAGAAAACCAAAAAAUAUGAAACUCAUAUGCUGUAGCUGCCUGCAAGUUAAUAUAUCUCACUGUUAGAAAUGUAUUAUAUUUUCAUUAAUGUUUAGCAGCUUUGGCUUUUGACAGUAAAGCUUUAUUCCACUGACUGACUGAAACAGAUUUUUUGAUGAGAAGCAUCCUGGCCGUUAAUGAAGAUGCAGUCUACGUACCAGGGCUUGAAAUCUCAUGGUACACUGAAAUACAUAUUACGUAUAUAGUCAAGAUUUAUGAAACCUUCGAAAAUCCUUUAGAAACAUCCAUUCGCCUCCGUAUCUGCAGAUGUGCAACUAAUUCCUUGUUGGUUGGAAUGCAGCUAGAAAAGAUAAAUGACGCAAGAAUGAACCAAACACAGCUGGGAGUGGAUAAAGUAUUUGGUCAGACUGUGCCUUGUCGUAACUAGAAGACAGCCCUGAUUUUUUAUUUUUAUUUCUAAGUUUUCAGGUUUUAAAAUAAUUCUAUUUUGACUUCCAGCAAUCUCUUACUUUGGGAACUUCUCUUGCAUCUGAAUUGCUUCAUUCAUCAGUUGCUUUAUUCUCUGUUGUGAUUCCAGCUUUAGAAUUUCUGCCUUAAACUACUCCACUACUGGGAGCAUAUGUUUGGCUUAUGUAAGCACUUAAGACACUGAAGAUGAACUGACUUUCCUUACUACUGAUGUUGUGAGCAACGUGGAGUGGAAUUUCACUCUGUAGGCUCUCGGUGUUCAUAACUUCCCUCUUAAAUUAUAAAUGUUUUAAUACAGUUCAACAAGAUACUUUGGUAUGUCUUUCUGCUUUUAACAUCUUUUGGCAAAACAUAGCAGUAGUCUUCUUUAGAAGCUUCAUGCAUCUUCCUGAGCCUUCCUUCUUUGUCUAUUGAAAUAGAUAAUUUCACAGUGCAACCUGCAAGUACUCUUAGAAAAAAUAGCUUAGUUACGUUUCUUGCAUGUAAGUGCAGCUGAACAGCUAACUUGUAAGCUGACCCAUUAAAGCAUGCAUUUGGGCACUUGUAGAUCUUUUUAAACUUAGUAAAUAAAGCUAAAAGGAGUGAUAAUUA